Messenger RNA from Fusarium tjaetaba, 1527 nucleotides. Its product is annotated as cell wall assembly cell proliferation coordinating KNR4-like. NCBI's taxonomy places the organism in Eukaryota, Fungi, Ascomycota, Sordariomycetes, Hypocreales, Nectriaceae. The transcript has 2 exons. The coding region runs from base 1 to 1527 and encodes 508 amino acids. The record is from RefSeq and is a predicted model, not a curated record.
AUGCCCUCAUUAACAUACGUCGAUCAGGCUGAUCCCGGAGAAGACGGUUGGUUCACCCAGCACAAGAUCUCUGAUCUGAUAUCUUUGUUGCUGGAGUCGCAAGAUGCCAGCGACGCUUUGCGACGAGUCAACCGCCUCAUCCAGCUCCUCCUACUGUCCAACCAUAUUGAUAAAGCUUACACACUCAUCUGCGCCUUGUAUGAAUAUCACAGUCUUACAUCGAGCAACCAAAAUGCCUUUCAACUAAGCAGUCGGCCUUUCGAUAAUUUCUGGGAGGCCCAUUCUGAAUAUAAUAAUCCUUUUCGUGGCCAUCACGAGAGUUCAGACGUGGCUUUUGGUCGGAAAGAAAGGCUCGAAAGACAGCAAUGGUAUGAGUAUCGAGAAUGUACCCGCACUGGCUGGAUGCUUGAGCAUUGCAACCUAUCAGAGCCGGAGAAUGUACAUAUAUGGCGCGAGACUGAUGACGAACCAACGAUUGCAAUGUGUGCGCGACUACUGGCCAAGAGCAAGACGAUAGGCCAGUAUCCUACUCGAGAAAACAUGGAGGAAGCUCUCGCUGCAUCAAAGAAGCUCUAUGCACAGCCUCAAAUUCCUAUCACCGAGUGGGAACACAAACGGAACGGGCAUCACCCUGUUAGGAGGCAUUCUUACUUACUCUAUCGACGACUCGUGGUGGAGUUGGCGAUAAGACUUGAGGAAUUUGAUACUGCCGCCGAAGUUCUGUCCUUAGGCCUUCGGCUGGAUGGUUUCAAUGACAUUGAUGGGGGUCAAUUGGACCGGUAUUUAUUCCUCCCAGGAAUCUAUAAAGUAUCACCCCUUUUGGCUCAGAGUAAAAAGGAAGGGAAUCCAUUUUAUAUUGAGGCGGACGAAGCUGAUGAUAUGGUUGAACAAGUCAUAACGGCGUUGAAGAUGCGCGCCGAAAACGGCCGGCAAUGGUCACUCGCACCAGAAAGAGUUGGCUGGAAAGAGUUGCUUGACAGACUUGCCACAGCUGCAUGGAUAGUGAACCGCAAAGAGUAUCGAGAACUAGGCCUCACCUGUGCAGAAGAUAUUCUCUAUUCGCCAGCCACAGAGGAGGAGAUAUCAGAAGCUGAAGCUAAAGUUGGCGAGCUGCCAUCUGACUUUAAGGACAUGGUCCGUGUUGCAAACGGGUUUCAAGGAGGUUGGCAUUUUCUCAAUGGUGGUAUCAACGGUCUUGAUGACAUUGACCUCGCCGAUGAUGACGUCGAAAACUACACGUGGUUUCUUGGUGACCUAGACCAAGAUAUCUAUUCCAAAGUCAUUGCCCUUUCACCAGCAACCGAGUGUGACGGAUUCAUGCAUUUUAUGAUCUCACCAGCAUAUUGGCGAAAUCCAGAAGAUAGCAGUGGCGAGACUUUCAGUGACGGAGAAUAUCCGUACUGGCAAUGGGCUUCUUGGCAGGCCGGUGAAACUUCUUGGCACAGUUUUCGCGAAUGGGCAGCUACUGAGGUUGAGCAACUUGAGAAGAUGGUGAAAAAGGGAAAGACGCUUGAUAAUGAUAAUUAA